Molecule: messenger RNA, 1338 nt
Organism: Pogona vitticeps (central bearded dragon)
Lineage: Eukaryota; Metazoa; Chordata; Lepidosauria; Squamata; Agamidae
Product: protein AMBP
Molecular function (GO): serine-type endopeptidase inhibitor activity
Source: RefSeq, a predicted model, not a curated record
UGCUUCACCAUCAAAAACAGCAGGACGACAACCUUUGUACUUCUAACCACUGGGGCAGACCCCUCAGUAGCCAAGCACAGAAAGAGAGACAGAAAGAGAGGGACGAACCCCAGAGGCAGUCAUGAGGGUCCAGAUGCUUCUCCUUGGCUCCGUCACCCUUGCCUUCUUCGCCCUGGCCGGAGGGAACCCCCUGGCAGCCACUGGGGCCGGCAUCAUCCCCAUCCAGGAAAACUUCGACGAGGCGCGGUUCUAUGGGAAAUGGUACGGGGUGGCGCUCGGCACCACCUGUCGCUGGAUGAAACAGCACAAGGAGCGCUUCACGAUGGGGACGACGGUGGUGGGUCCCGGCAAGACGCCCGAGGAGAUCAGCUUAACCUCCACCAGGCUCAGGCAAGGGCUCUGUAGCCGGGUUACCGCCGAUUAUCAGAAGACCAGCACCCCGGGGAAAGUCACCUACUACAACUCCAAGUGGAAGGCGAACGUCGAAAACUUCGUGGUUCGCACCGACUACGACGAAUACGCUUUUGUCGUGAUGAAGAAAAACAGCAGCCACGGAUUCACCACCACGGCCAAACUUUACGGACGGACUCCGGCGCUGCGGGAAGACCUCGUGGCUGAGUUCCGGCAGUUCGCUCUGGACCUCGGGAUUCCUGAGGACUCCAUUUUCCUCCUGAUUAAUACAGGGGAAUGUGUUCCCCCGGAGACCGAAUCCGAACCACAGAGGCUUCGGAGGGCUGCGUUUUCAGAGGAGGAAGGGUCUGCUGACGGCGCCUUGCAAACCUUAGGGGGCAAAAAAGAAGACGACUGCCGGGUCCCCAUGCACCCGGGCCCCUGCUUGGGGAUGAUCAUCCGGUAUUUCUACAACACAUCCUCCCAGAUGUGCCAGGGCUUCGUCUACGGCGGGUGCCUCGGCUCCAGCAACAACUUUGCCACGGAGAGGGAGUGCCUUCAGACGUGCAGGACGGAGGCCGCCUGCCGCCUCCCCAUCGUCCCCGGGGGCCCCUGCAAAGCCGAAUUCUGGGCCUUUGACGCCCAGCAAGGCAAGUGCGUCACCUUCAACGGCUGCGGGGGCAACGCGAACAAGUUCUACCUGGAGAAGGAGUGCAAGGAAUACUGUGGUGUCCUCCCCGACGGGGAUGAUGAGUUCCUCCAGCUGGGAUCACAGUGAGGCAGCCUUGCAAGGGCCAGAAGCUGCUGUUUUGGCCCCGUCACACCCCCCCCGGCAAAAACAAACCUAGAGAAGGACAAAUCUAGAAACUGCAGGAGGUUGUGGCUCUCAUUUCCACACCAUGAGAGAUUUGAGGGUGGAAAUAAAUAAAUAAAUACAUUUCCAAUUUG